Caretta caretta (loggerhead turtle) is the source of this 3655-nucleotide messenger RNA. NCBI's taxonomy places the organism in Eukaryota, Metazoa, Chordata, Testudines, Cheloniidae. The record is from RefSeq and is a predicted model, not a curated record.
AAGGUGCCACAAGUACUCCUUUUCUUUUUGCAAAUACAGACUAACACGGCUGUUACUCUGAAACUUUUCAUUAGUGUCUCUUUGCUAGAUUUACUGGCCUUGGUUCUUCUUCAAGUGCUUGCUUAUGUCCAUUCCAAAGUAGAUGUGAGCUAGCCCUGAGCACCACUGCCAGAAAGUUUUCCCUCAGUGGUAUCCGUUGGGUUGGCUCUGCCCACUGGAGUUGCACGCUCGUAGCACUGGUAUAAGGGUCAUGCCAAUCUACAGCCCCCCUCAGUUCCUUCUUACCACCUGUUAUGGUCACUGGAACUGUCUCAUCCUUGAGUUCUACAAGUACCCGCUCAGUGGAUUUUUCCAAACUUCAUUGUAUAUAAUUUAUUUCUUGUUCUUAGUAGUUAGUUAGCUUAGCGGAACUCUGAUAGGCAGGGUUAGUCUCUGCCCAAUAGUGGACCAGGCGUUGGCCUCUUAGUUUUAAGCCUCAUGCCAUAAGCCUGUGCCUGUGAGCUACCGCCAUUCCAGCUGCCUUGUGAGCUUCCCCCAAGCACUUGUGCAGGAGUGUUGUAAGAUCUCCAAAGACUUCAGGCCCUGCCAAAAAGGAUAAAACACACUAAACUAAAAUUUAUUCUCUUGGAGCAGUGCUAAGAUCUUCCUCAGAGCUGGGUCACUCAGUCUUGGUAGUGAGCACUUCAACCUCUGUAAGGAGCAACUUGGCUACUCUUUCGGAUCCUUGGCACCGUUCUCCAUCACCGACACUGAAAAGAGAUGCUCCUUCCACUUCUCGAGAGCCUUGGCACUAUCCACCAUCCCUGAUGCCAUAGAAAGGCUCUCCAGCAAGAGAACCUUGGCACUGCUCUCCGUCACAAUGCUGAGGAAAAAACAGAAGACAGACAGAGGUUAAUCCCCAACCCUGAGACUGGAAGGCCAGGGAGACACUAGUAGAGCUGCGCAGCUCCAACACUCAUGUGGUGCCAUUGAGUCCGGCCCCAGAGUGGGUACUGUUGAGUCUGGCACCGAUAGAUUCACUGCCACUGGAGUUCCACUGCCCUGGCGGUACUGUUGACAUCAGAGGCGUUUGCCAUGGCAAGAGACUUACUCUCUGCCCCAUCUGUGGCACCUUUGGGAAGGAUCUGCGUGGCACGGAGGCCCCAAUUGCCUUCAAAGGGGAAACUGGCCGUGAUGGCCCAUCCCCAGUCUCCUCUCUUCUGGCACCGGUUGGCACCACUCCUCCCUGGUCUUCAGGAAGGGAGUCUGAGAUGGACUUAUAGGCAGUCAUAUGGCUCCCACAGGAGCUGGUGCCCUCACUCCAGUUGGCACUAUCCUGCCAUGGACCCCAGCCAAGGCAUCCCACCCAUAACGUGGCCCCCAGGAAACUGGCAGAUGCCUCCUCUUCUUCUCCUGAUGAGGCUGUCACAGGAACAGAUGUAAUGCUCUCUCAGGAUGAUUAUAAAAUGAUCAGGAUCUCCUCAAGAGAAUGGCUCAGAACCUGGGGAUCCAGAUAAAAGAGAUCAGGGAGUGCUCCCAUGCCUUGGUAGACAAUCUGAUGGCAACAGGCCUUUCGAAAGUGUCAUUACCCCCUGAAUGAGGCCAUUACAUAACCCAUCAAGACAUCGUGGCAGACCCCAGCGUCCCUUCAGCUGAUCGCAAAGAAAACUGAAAAGAAGUACUUUGUCCCAGCUAAGGGUUAUGAAUUCUUACGUAUGCAUCCACUACUGGGCUCUUUGGAUUGUGUCAGCAGCCAAUGAGUGGGAACUACAGGGGCCAGCCCCCAAGGUCAAAGAUGCCAAAAUUUAGACCUUUUCAGUAGAAAGGUCGAUUCAACACAUAGCCUCCAGCUCAGGGUUGCAAACCAGCAGGUGGUACGGAGCAGGUAUGAUUUUAAUCCUGGGACUCCAUGUUGAAAUGUAAAGAGUUGUUACCCCAGGAAUCCAGACAAGAAUUUGCAGCUCUUAUGAAUGAAGGAAAAUCAGUGGCAAAGACAUCCCUGAAAAUAGCCUUGGAUGCGGUGGACUUUGCAGCCCGAUCUGUGGCCUCAGCAGUGGCAAUGCAUAGAAGCUUAUGGCUUCAAUCCUUGGUCCUGCUGCAUGAGGUCCAACAGACCUUGCAGGACCUUCCUUCUGAGGGUAUGUCACUCUUUUCUGAGCAGACAGUCUCUAAAUUGCACAACCCGAAGAUUUCGAGAGCCACCCUGAAGUCCUUAGGACUUUAUACACUAGGGCCUGGUAUACACUACGAGUUUGUCGGAUUUAGCAGCAUUAAAUUGAAUUAACCCUGCACCCGUCCACACAAUGAAGCCAUUUUUUCCGACAUAAAGGGCUCUUAAAACCGAUUUCUGUACUCCACCAACGAGGGGAUUAGUGCUGAAAUCGACAUUGCCUUUUCAAAUUAGGGUUAGUGUGGACGCAAUUUGAAGGUAUUGGCCUCCGGGAGCUAUCCCACAGUGCACUGUUGUGACCGCUCUGGACAGUACUCUGAACUCGGAUGCACUGGCCAGGCGUACAGGAAAAGCCCCGGGAACUUUUUGAAUCUCAUUUCCUGAUUGGUCAGGCGAGCUCAUCAGCACAGGUGACCAGGCAGUCCCAGAAUCGAAAAAGAGCUCCAGCAUGGACCGAACGGGAGGUACUGGGUCUGAUCGCUGUAUGGGGAGAGGAAUCCAUGCUAUCAGAACUACGUUCCAAAAGACAAAAUGCCAAAACAUUUCAAAAAAUCUCCGAGGCCAUGAGGGACAGAGGCUACAGCAAGGAUGCAACACAGCGCCGGUGAAACUUAAGGAGCUCAGACAAGCGUACCAGAAAACCAAAGAAUCAAAUGGAUGCUCCGGGACAGAGCCCCAGACAUGCUGCUUCUAUGCUGAGCUGCAUGCAAUUCUAGGGGGGGCUGCCACCACUACCCCACCCCUGUCUGUGGUCUCCGAUGAUGGGGUACUCUUCGCCAUACCUGAGGAUUUUGCGGAUGGGGAAGAUGAGGAGGAGGAUGAGCUUGAGGAGAGCACACAACACACCGGUUCUCCCCGACAUACAGGAUCUUUUUAUCACCCUGACUGAAGUACCCUCCCAACCCAACAAAGCCGGAGAAGGGACCUCUGCAGCUGCAAAUGUUUCAAGCCUCCCUCCUCCGUCCCAAACGCUAUCUCAGAUAAGGUGGCGAAAAAAAUGCACGUGCAAUGAAGUGUUCUCUGAGCUCGUGCAGUUGUCCGGCACUGACAGAGCUCAGCAGAAUGUGUGGAGGGACACAAUAGCAGAGUACAGGAAAGUGGCCUAUGAACGUGAGGAAAGGUGGCAGCAGGAAGAUCAGAGGAGGCAUGAGGCAACACUGGGGCUACUGCGGGAUCAAACGGACAUGCUCCAGCAUCUGGUGGAGGUUCAUGAAUGGCAGCAGGAUCACAAACUGCCGCUGCAGCCCCUGUUAAACCGCCCUCCCUUCUCCCCAAGUUCCAUAACCUCCUCAUCCAGACGCCCAAGAACGCGGGGUGGGGGGAGGCUCCGGGCACCCAACCGCUCCACCCCAGUGGACAGCCCAAGCAACAGAAGGCUGUCAUUCAACGAGUUUUGAAGUGGCCUUUUCCUUCCCUCCUUCCCUCCUCCCACACCCCACCUGGGCUACCUUGUGAGUUAUCUCCCUAUUUGUAUAAUCAAUUAAUAAAGAAUACAUGUUUUUUAAA